CUGACAGUGCGCUCCCGUCGUCGCCGCUGUCGCCGUCGCCGCCUCCGCGAAGCGCAUCUUGGGCGUCGCGACGUCGGCGACGCUUCUCGCUCGCGCCUCUUUCUCUCUUCUUUCUUUGUCACCUCUGUCCGUGUAAUCUAUCUCUCUCUUUUCCUCAAAUCGUUAGCGUCGCGACGGGCGAGUUUCCGCCCGGAGGAACUUUCUCUCUCUCUCUCUCUCUCUCGCGAGCGAGUGAGCGAGCGAGCGAAGGAAAACGGUGUCAUCGAGGAUUUCUCGUUUGAAAAUCGGACGACGAGAAGGUGACGUUUCUCUCCUUUACGACGCGUCGCGAGUAGUGUAAUUCCAAGUGCGACCGUGCCUUUGUGCGACUAGAUCAGCUCACGAGAAUAUUCUCCGCGCUGGAUAGCCCGCGUGGAAAAUAUUUAUAUCUCCUCGCUCACGGGAUAUCGCGAAUUCUCUCGAGUUUCCCGGAGGCCGGAGAAAACGCACGCUUAGCGAGUCGCGAUUUAUCUCCGUUCGGAGAACUGUCAUCGUUGUAAAUAGAUCGAGUGUAAUCGCUAACGCAGUUUACCAUUUCAAUGAUUGUAUCCGCAAUUGUCCCUUUUUUCAAAACUCUUUUAUAAAUAUUCUAAACUGAACGGAGGCUCUCGAAAUAGCUCGUGAAUUGACUGUGUAAAAUCUAAUAAUUAAUAAUACAAAAAUCGCGUCUUCCUCAUUUUUUCAAAAAUAAAAUAAAAAUAAUAAAACUUUUAAAUAAAAUAAAAAUGAAACUUUUACGUUGAACUUCACAUCGAUAUAUCAUCUGUGCAUCGCGAGAAAUUCGAUUUAGUAUUUUAAAAAAGAAAGCAAAUCGACGCAUUUCCCUCGAAUAUUUCGCGGAAUAUUCCCAGGCAUGCAUACGGGGAUGCACUCUCAGGUGCCGGCGGGAAGAAAGCGGAUAUUCCCGGUGGAUCGUGAAAUGGUGAAUCGGCUGUUCGACAGCUGUGUGUGAUUGAAAUUCUUCUCGUCACGUGAGAGAAGAGAGGGUGGAUCCCGCGAAUGCGAGAAUCAUGUUGCGCCCUGACGCCGCAAGACAGUUUUUCCUGGGGCGGUUUACCGCUGUGCUGUGCCGAUAGUGAAUUAUUCCUUUCCUGGGCGGAUCAUUGUUCCGGAUAUAUACCGCUGGAAUGCAGAGCAAACAAGAUGACCGGGGGACCUCCGGUGGGAAAUGCACCGCCUCCACCUACGCUCAUCAACAAAAUCAAGUACCAACCCGGUGGACCUGUAAUUAAAAAGGAUAAACGGCAAAGCAGCUCGAGGUUCAAUAUAUCAAAAAAUCGGGAAUUGCAGAAAUUGCCGCUGUUGUCCGAAACGCAACAGGGAAACGAACGGGAGGAACUUUUUAUACAGAAGCUACGGCAAUGCUGCGUCCUCUUCGACUUCGAGUCCGAUCCCUUGUCAGAUUUGAAAUGGAAGGAGGUAAAGCGCACUGCCCUCCACGAGAUGGUCGAGUAUGUAACCAAAAACAAAAACGUUAUCACCGAAGCAAUAUAUCCCGAGGCGGUAAACAUGUUUGCUGUGAAUCUAUUCCGGACGCUACCUCCGUCAUCAAAUCCUAACGGCGCGGAAUUUGAUCCGGAGGAGGAUGAGCCGACGUUGGAGGCAGCUUGGCCGCACUUACAGCUUGUCUACGAAUUUUUUUUGCGAUUGCUAGAAUCGCAGGACUUCCAACCAUCCAUAGCGAGGCGCUACAUAGAUCAAAAAUUCGUGCUACAGCUUUUGGAGUUGUUCGAUUCUGAGGAUCCGAGAGAGAGGGACUUUCUGAAGACGACCCUUCAUAGGAUUUACGGUAAAUUCCUGGGUCUCAGAGCGUACAUUAGGAAACAGAUAAAUAAUGUCUUCUAUCGAUUUAUAUACGAAACGGAGCAUCAUAAUGGCAUUGCAGAGUUGCUUGAAAUCUUAGGAAGUAUUAUAAACGGUUUUGCUUUGCCGUUGAAAGAGGAGCACAAGGUGUUUUUGUUAAAAGUCCUAUUACCCUUGCAUAAGGCUAAGUCAUUGUCCGUGUAUCAUCCGCAAUUAGCGUACUGCGUCGUCCAAUUUUUGGAAAAGGAUCCGUCGUUAACGGAACCUGUGAUUAGAAACUUGUUGAAAUUCUGGCCAAAAACACAUUCCCCUAAAGAAGUUAUGUUUUUGAACGAACUUGAAGAAAUCUUAGACGUCAUCGAGCCAGCUGAAUUCCAAAAAGUCAUGGAUCCGUUAUUUAGGCAACUAGCCAAAUGUGUCUCGUCACCGCAUUUCCAGGUGGCGGAAAGGGCUCUCUAUUAUUGGAAUAAUGAAUACAUAAUGUCCUUGAUAUCGGACAAUUACUCCGUCAUCUUACCGAUAAUGUAUCCAGCUUUUUAUAGAAACUCUCGCAACCAUUGGAAUAAGACAAUUCAUGGUUUAAUUUAUAACGCUCUGAAACUUUUUAUGGAAAUGAAUCAAAAAGUAUUUGAUGAGUGUACAACACAAUACUAUCAGGAGCGUCAAAGAGAGCGAAAGCUUAUGAAAGAUCGAGAUGAAGCAUGGAUGCGCAUAGAAGCGCUCGCUAUGAGGCAUCCGAACUAUAAUUUGGCAAAUAAAAACACAACGAAUAACACAUCAUAUAUGUCACCACAGCAUGUAGAUAACUCGCCGCCCGAUGAAGACGGUGAUACAGAUCAAACUCCGCUUACUUUGGAAAAAAUCGAAGCUAGAGCUAAUGAGGCGAAGAAAAUGACAAACGUAAACAAAGUAAAGCCGCUUUUACGAAGGAAGAGCGAUUUACCACAGGACUCGUAUACAAUGCGGGCAUUGUCCGACCAUAAACGCGCCGAUGAAUACCUUGUCACGCCGCCAGAUCCGAAUAAUUGCUAGUCUCUACCACAAGCCCUUCCCAUGUAUCCUCUUUUUUGCUGUAGUAACAUCGGAAGUUAGCUUUUUUUCUAGAGGAAAACGGCAAUAAGAACGCAAAUAAUUUGGCAACAAGAAUCCCACUGUGCGAAAUCAAUAACCGUAUUAUCAUUUCAGCAUGUAUUACAUUGUAUUUGUUUACUUUAAUAGAGAAAAAGAAAACCCUACUCUUUCCCGCCACGCAUUGUGCGAUUCAAAGAGACAGUGUAUAGGCAUUCAUAGAAGCUUACAGAAGAGACUUUCAUUCUUCGUAGAAAUGCAUCGUAUUUAUUUCUUCAUUAUGAAAAAAAAAUUACAGCUGUGAGUGGAACUGUAAUCACAUUGUUAUAUAAGAUAUGCAUACGGUAAGCGAAAAGGGCUCUAAAUAUAUUACUCGUAGAAUCUCCAUCACAUUGGAGGUACUUUGGGAUGCUUGGGAAGUACUUUGGUACUUUCUUGCUACAUCUCAACAAUAAAAUAAUACACGGAUAAGGUAUGUAAAACGAGAUGAUUACGGAUAUUGCGGUUGUAAUGGAUUUGGUAUAUUCUACAAAAGAUUUUAUAUACUGAUGAGAGAGAUUAUGUGUGUGCGGGAAUGUGAUCGCGAAGAUAUAAACGUAUGCUCGAUGUUAUAACCCAUACUAUGCGCGCUAUGCGAGCUUGUUGUGUUAACAAUCUUGCGAAUAACGUUUCCAUUUAUGUGCAAAUGAUAUAUACAUAUAUAAAUAUACGUACUUGCUUUAACACUACAGGCUCGUUGUAGUUAAAGGAGAAACGAAUAAAUGAGAUGACGAAGGGAAAAGAAUAUAUGCUGGUGCGCGUUAUCUUAGGAUGUAUAUGAUAGUGCUAUUUUAAAAAUAAUAGAUUGCUACGAGAAUAUCUGAAUAUUUCUGAGUGUACUACUUUUAUAUCUGUUGUGCCUAGAUGCCUGUGGAAUGCAUUCACGAAAAAAAAAAGUAUGCCUCCGCGCGCGGGGCCUAUAUAUUGCAAACAGCAAAAAUAAGCAGCGAGUUUACAUGUCGCUUUGCCAAAUAUAAUCGAUAUUACAGGAUUUCAGUAAUGCUUGCAUAACAUGUUGCGUUGUUAACUCAUUGACCUUGGGAUUAAUUAAAAAGAUUAUACUAUUGCGGCUACAAAAGAUGGGAAGGAAGAAAAAUAAAAGAAGAGAAGAAGAGAAAUAUUAAGAUACAUUUAGUCCUUGCGCUGCUGGCAAGUUGUUACGUUAAUAAUUGUCGAGGAUACCUUGUUGAAUAUAGAUACGAUAAGCACUUAUAUUAAAUAUUAGAAAUUAAAGCUAUGAAGAGAGAUAGAUUUAAA
Cataglyphis hispanica is the source of this 4206-nucleotide messenger RNA. RefSeq names its product serine/threonine-protein phosphatase 2A 56 kDa regulatory subunit gamma isoform-like. Gene Ontology annotation, biological process: signal transduction; protein dephosphorylation. Gene Ontology annotation, molecular function: protein phosphatase activator activity. The transcript is spliced from 9 exons. Gene Ontology annotation, cellular component: protein phosphatase type 2A complex; cytosol; nucleus. The record is from RefSeq and is a predicted model, not a curated record. The coding region runs from base 1039 to 2874 and encodes 611 amino acids. Lineage: Eukaryota; Metazoa; Arthropoda; Insecta; Hymenoptera; Formicidae.